This is a messenger RNA of Puccinia triticina, 930 nucleotides long. RefSeq lists its product as uncharacterized. Lineage: Eukaryota; Fungi; Basidiomycota; Pucciniomycetes; Pucciniales; Pucciniaceae. The coding region runs from base 1 to 930 and encodes 309 amino acids. The transcript has 2 exons. Gene Ontology annotation, molecular function: ubiquitin protein ligase activity; zinc ion binding. Gene Ontology annotation, biological process: protein ubiquitination. The record is from RefSeq and is a predicted model, not a curated record.
AUGAAGCUUUUCAUCUUAAUGUGUCUAGUUGAGUUCAAAGAGAUCUUUUGGAAACUCGUUUGCCCGUCGUUAUCAGGACGUGAUCAAGCAAACGGCCAUGAUAUUGCACAAGAGGAUACCGUACCGUUGCGGUGGCAUUCAGAGGACUCUUCGCAGGAAAUUGCCGGGCCGACCACGGAGCCGGGAUGGACGGGAUGGUUUCUGGAGACGGUUGGGCGAUGGCUUGGCGUUGGGCGCUUAAUGACCAAUGAUCAUCAAUCAUCUGCGCCCGAAGCAAUUCCCGAUGAAUUAACAGCUGCUAUUGAGUUGGUAAACACAUUCACGGGCCGACAGAUAACCCGAAGUCGCUUGGAUCUGGUGCCUCAAGUGCACGAAGACUUGAUCCGUUGGUACCGGUAUGCUCAUGCUUUGCAACUUCGAGUCAACGCUGCUUUCGAAAGGAACAUCAUCAUUUUGGGAUAUAUGCCUUAUAGCGACCAAUACCGGCUACCAAUCGAACCUGGGAAAGUUGAAAUAGUCACAUUGAACGAAGCCCUGAAUGAACUGGCAAGAACCAGCAGCGAAUCGAAAAAUCUGAAUGGCCAGCCAACUGGAGCUGACAACCACGAGGAACAGCCUACCAAUCUUGACCACACCGCCAGGAAUCCCGAGGGCAGCUCAACUUCUAUUUCCUCCGAUCAAAUGCCAUCACAUGUCCUAUAUGGCAGCCCAGCCGGCGAAGAAUGCGCAAUUUGUCGCGGACCAUUCCAGUCGCCUCAAGAAUUCGGAGAGAAUCAUUGGUCUUUCUGCAAAGUUGCAAAACUCAAGAGUUGUCCACAUUACUACCAUUUCGAAUGUAUCCAUGAAUGGAUGCCCGGGUACUGGCAAAAUAGCUGCCCACUUUGCCGCAAAGUGGUAUUUGACUCAAGAUCCCUGCAAAUGCUCUCUUGA